AGCAAACAAAACAUCCACUGACAAAAUCUUCUGUCGUAUUCUGAUUUUGUGUGGUUUUAUAUAAACCACCAAAUGAGUAAAUGUACUGAACCUGAAUCGGUUCCCACUAUAAUCCUCAGCGAAAAUGCGUUCACUUCACCUAAUCGUCUUCAUCAUUAUUAUCAGUCUUUUGGUUAAAGCUUCGAAAAGCGACGAUGGGUUUUGUUCAGCGCCUUCGCCUUCGAUCGAUGAGAAGACGAAACCCAUUUACUGGAAAGUCACGAAUCCAACACUCUCUCCUUCCCACCUCCAAGACUUGCCGGGGUAUACAAGAAGUGUAUACAAACGAGAUCAUGCGUUAAUAACACCGGAAAGUCAUGUAUACAGCCCUUUACCUGACUGGACAAAUACAUUAGGGGCGUAUUUGAUCACACCAGCAAUGGGUUCUCACUUUGUCAUGUACUUUGCUAAAAUGAAAGGAAUGUCAAGUUCAGGUUUACCUCCAAAGGACAUAGAGCGUCUUGUAUUCGUGGUUGAGGGUGCUGUGACACUUACUAACACAUCCAGUUCUUCAAUUAAAUUGACGGUUGAUUCAUAUGCAUACCUACCUCCAAACUUUUAUCAUUCCUUGGACUGUGUCGAGUCUGCAACACUUGUUGUCUUUGAGCGGAGGUAUGAACAUUUAGGAAGUCACACAACAGAGCUUAUCGUUGGAUCCACUGACAAGCAACAACUACUUGAGACUCCCGGUGAGGUUUUUGAGCUGCGGAAACUUCUUCCUGUCUCCCUUGCUUAUGACUUCAACAUCCAUAUUAUGGAUUUUCAGCCUGGAGACUUUCUCAAUGUUAAGGAAGUCCAUUAUAACCAACAUGGUUUGUUGCUUCUGGAGGGCCAAGGCAUUUAUCGAUUGGGCGAUAACUGGUAUCCAGUGCAGGCUGGUGAUGUCAUAUGGAUGGCUCCUUUUGUUCCUCAAUGGUAUGCUGCGCUGGGAAAGACUAGGUCUCGGUAUUUGUUGUACAAAGAUGUCAAUCGCAAUCCGUUGUGAUCAGAAUAUCUAAAUUACUUGGUGUGAUUUCGUAAAAGCCUCAUGUUCAUUAAAAACGUUAGCUACUAGUGUCAUAAUUGUAUGAAGAAAACAAAUUUGAAAUGUCAGUUGCAUCUACUACAUGAAAUCACAUUAAAGAGGUUGCUUACGUUUCA
Messenger RNA from Brassica rapa (field mustard), 1179 nucleotides. RefSeq names its product (S)-ureidoglycine aminohydrolase. Gene Ontology annotation, molecular function: ureidoglycine aminohydrolase activity. The record is from RefSeq and is a predicted model, not a curated record. Lineage: Eukaryota; Viridiplantae; Streptophyta; Magnoliopsida; Brassicales; Brassicaceae.